AUGGAACUCAGAACUUCUAAGAGUCGCUCAAACCCUGGGUUAUCAUAUUCCAUAGAGGAAAUUCUGAAGAAACCUUCUCAUAAGAAUGUUUCCAACAAGCCUUUCUUAAGUUAUUCUUAUACAGAGGACUUAGAAACAACACACCUGAGAACAGCAGCUGAGCUGAAAACGGGGAAAGAAGAGGAAUAUAUGAAGGUUACUCAUGAUACUGUGAUGUUGCCUUUAGGUUCCCCUUUGGAGGUUCCAGAAGAAGAACCAGAAGUUCCAUCAGGAGCCGUCGCUUUCAGAGCCGGGAGCCCAACACAAACUCCCCACUACCUGAGAAUAAGGGACAAUGUUCCUGGGUCGGACUCCCAGACAGUGAAUGGUAGAGAUGAGUUUGAAGCUGAACACCAUGAAGGGGAGGAUGAGCUGAGCGACACCCCGCAGGAAAGCUCCACAUGUGACCGGAAGAACAAGAGAACAAGAAUCAGGACCACCUUCACCAUGGCACAGCUGCAGGAGCUGGAGCAGAUAUUCCAGGUUACCCACUACCCCGACGUACAGACACGGGACCAGCUGGCUGCAAAAAUCCAGGUCCCAGAGGUCCGAGUGCAGGUGGGUCCUGGUAAAUGUAAUUGCAAUUAAAAGCGGACUCUGCCGGUUCUGACUCCUGAAACAAUGUAGUAUGACCUUGCUGACUGCAGGAGACAUCACAACCAUAACCCCAGGCUGAUCCAUCUAGUAAACAUGAGUUGAUUGCAG
Xenopus laevis (African clawed frog) is the source of this 744-nucleotide messenger RNA. RefSeq names its product retinal homeobox protein Rx1-like. The record is from RefSeq and is a predicted model, not a curated record. The transcript is spliced from 3 exons. The coding region runs from base 1 to 627 and encodes 208 amino acids. NCBI's taxonomy places the organism in Eukaryota, Metazoa, Chordata, Amphibia, Anura, Pipidae.